Rhododendron vialii is the source of this 1476-nucleotide messenger RNA. RefSeq names its product agamous-like MADS-box protein AGL11. Gene Ontology annotation, biological process: positive regulation of transcription by RNA polymerase II. The transcript is spliced from 9 exons. Bases 547 to 1284 code for a protein of 245 amino acids. Gene Ontology annotation, cellular component: nucleus. The record is from RefSeq and is a predicted model, not a curated record. Lineage: Eukaryota; Viridiplantae; Streptophyta; Magnoliopsida; Ericales; Ericaceae. Gene Ontology annotation, molecular function: protein dimerization activity; RNA polymerase II cis-regulatory region sequence-specific DNA binding; DNA-binding transcription factor activity, RNA polymerase II-specific.
GUUGUUCCAAUGGAGUAACCAUGUAUAUAUAUACAUUUAUAUAUGUAUAUAUGUCAUCUUCUGAAACGUUUCUCCUUUUGUUUGUCUGUACAAUAAAUAACAAAGCUUGAUUUAAUUUGAAAACCUAUUUUUUAUUAGUUUGGCUUUCUCAUGCCAGACCACGAGCUAGCUUAAAGGAUCUUCAUUUCUCUUUCAUCUAAACUCUCCCUCGUGCUCCCUUUCAAACCUUUUCACUAAUUUGUUUUUCAUUUUUCCAAGUUCCUGAUCUUCGCUUGAAAAUUACGGAUCUCAACUCUAGUUCUAGAUUUAUAAGCCCUUUCUUCCAUUUCCAGUUUUCCAGGAAAAUAAUCUGCUCGGAUCUAGGUUUUUUGACGUAACUUUUUUAUUUUUCACCUUUUUGAUACGCAAUUUUCCAGGAAAGAUCCAUCCGCAGCUUGUAAAGAUCUCUCCAUUUUUGUUUCAAAUUUUUUUUGUUUUAAAUUUCUUCAUGAAGAAGCCAUUUCUAAAGAGCUAGCUCUCAGGACACUGUUCGAUUGGUUGAUAAUAAUGUCAUCUGACAUGGAGGGGAACGGUGGUGAAAUGGGGAGAGGGAAGAUAGAGAUAAAGAGGAUUGAGAACAACACGAAUCGGCAGGUGACAUUUUGCAAGAGGAGGAAUGGGCUGUUGAAGAAAGCCUAUGAAUUGUCUGUACUCUGUGAGGCUGAAGUUGCUCUCAUUGUCUUCUCCAGCCGCGGCCGCGUCUAUGAGUUCGCUAACAACAGCAACAUAAAAUCAACAAUUGAGAGAUACAAGAAGGCACAUUCAGAUAACUCAAAUCCAUGCCCCACUCCGGAGAUUAAUGCUCGAUUUUAUCAACAAGAAUCAGAGAAGCUGCGCCAACAAAUUCAGAUGCUUCAGAAUACCAACAGGAACAUCAUGGGUGAAGGCUUGGGGUCCUUGAACAUGAAGGAGUUAAAGCAGUUGGAGAAUCGACUUGAACGAGGAAUCACAAGAAUCAGGUCUAAAAAGCAUGAAAUGAUACUCGCAGAAACUGAAAAUUUGCAGAAAAGGGAAAUGGAGCUUGAACACGAAAAUGCACUCCUUCGAGCCAAGAUUGCAGAAAAUGAGAGGCUGCAGGAACUAAGCAUGGUCUCAGGGCAAGAAUACAAUGCAAUUCAGGCAUACCUUGCUCGCAAUGCCCAUGCGCUUCAACUCAACAUAAUGGAGGAUGGUACUGGACCAGAUCAUACUGCUUACCCACCACAGCUCCCUACAGACAAGAAGCACUCUCUCCAUCUUGGGUAAAAUUAAUUUGGUCAUGAGAGCUAGCUUGCCCUGAUGGUAUCCCUACAUAAUGCAUGGAAUAAAGAAAUUUCAUUUUGAUUGUCAGUACUCUACUACUUGUUUGGGCUCGAAACAUUGUACUUUAGUAGCCGCUAUUGUGCUAGUAUGUGUGAUUUUAUCAGACCAUAUAAAACUGUAACCAUGCUUAGGACA